Molecule: messenger RNA, 1147 nt
Organism: Coffea arabica (coffee)
Lineage: Eukaryota; Viridiplantae; Streptophyta; Magnoliopsida; Gentianales; Rubiaceae
Product: protein PHR1-LIKE 1
Molecular function (GO): DNA-binding transcription factor activity; DNA binding
Source: RefSeq, a predicted model, not a curated record
UUUUCGUUGGCUUGGUUUGUUCCGAAAAUUGAAGACAAUCUACGGCAUCCCACCCCACGCCCGCUUAGUGCCUAUCGCCCACAUAACAUCAUCUUCACUGGCAACAAGUCCUUUAGUGCCUUUUUAUCUCCUGCAUGACAAUACCGAGUCCGGAGGGGCGGGUUGCUGCACAUUUUCAUGCCCGGGAGACUAGUGAGGUCAACAUGGGGGCGAGUCGUUCCGAUGGCUCUUCGAAAGAGCGCUUGAAAUGGACCCAAGAACUUCACAGUCUCUUCGAGAAGGCGGUUAACCAGCUUGGUGGUCCAGACAGGGCAACACCAAAGGGUAUUUUGAAGGCUAUGGGCAUUCCUGGACUCACUAUUUUCCACGUUAAAAGCCACUUGCAGAAAUACAGGAUGUCAAAGUUCAUCCCAGAAUCACCCAACAGGGGCAACAGGUUUGAAAGGAGAAGCAUAUCUGAAAUAUUGCCAAACUUCAGCGCAACAUCAGGCGCUCAACUUAACGAAGCACUGCAAAUGCAAAAAGAAGUGCAAAAGCGGCUGAGUGAUCAGCUUGAAGUUCAAAGGAGUUUGAAGAUGAAAAUCGAGGCUCAAGGAAGAUUUCUAGAGAGAAUUGCAAACGAACACAAAAACAGGGCGGCAAAUGCAAAACCAAGCAAGCCUUACUCUCCAGCUGCAUCCCUGCCUUCUCUGUGCGAGGAGUCCGACUCUGAGGUAGACAGAAACGAAAUACGACCUGCUGUUGCUGCUGCUGCAGAAUUUCGAGCAGCAAAGAGGAUAAGGAUAGAAGAUGACGAUGCUUUGCUACAAAAAUGCGACCUUGAAUCCUACAACAACGGCCAUCAGAGCCCGUUUCUCCUCAGAGGAUUGAACAGCCCGUGUUGGGCUCAUGAAAUGGGAUAUCCAUGGGGCGUUGCAACCCAGUCUCCCAUGUUGCCAGCACUGUAUGAUCCUCUAAACUGAAAAAAGCAUUUUAGAGCUUUGACAAGAUAAAUUUGCAGCGGGAAAGUAUAGGCAUUUACUCUUUCCUUUCCUGCUGAGAAUCAGUCCAUGGCAUGGGAUUGGACCAGGUGGAAAUGGGCUUAACUGGUAUAGGUGUUACAAACAUGUCAUGAAUCAAUCAAAUCAGAUCGUGUGUAAUUCAAAUA